AUGCGUUUCCAUGCGGCCAUUGCCCUUGCAGCAUGUCUCGCUCCGGCAGCUGCCGUUUUCGAGGACGACGCUUAUCACAUUGACUUCCACUAUGCGCUGCUAGGCCUUCCUGCACCAGAGGCCACCUUCUUCCAGAAGCCCUAUGCCGGCUCCAAGGCAUCUCUGCUGUAUUCCAUCUCGCAGAACCAGACCAUCGGCGCCAUCAACCCCAAGGACGGCGCAUUGGUCUGGCGCCAACACUUGGCCUCGCAGCCCGGCCAAAAAGGACACCUGCGCUCCGGAAACGAGCAAGAUACCGUCAUCAGCGCUGUUGGAAACCGCGUAACCGCAUGGAGCGCUUCCGACGGCCGGCUCGUGUGGGAGACUAGCAUCGAGGGCGCCGCAGUCGAGGAUCUCGAGAUACUGGAGCAGGAAGAUGGCAUGACCAUCAGCGCGGCCAAAGACGCCAUUGUCCUUACUACCGACGGCAGCAGCAGUGUCAAGAGGCUCGACGGCAAGACUGGUCGCGCCAAAUGGACCUUCGAGGAUACCAGCGGAGAUACGCCCUUCCAGGUCUCGACCUCACCCACCACCAUCUACUACAUCGCCCUCCACACGCCCCUGCUCGGAGGCUCCAAGCUCCGCGUCACGUCCCUCAACCCCAUUACCGGCAAGAGGCUUGACCAAUACACCCUCAACUCCGACACCGAGAUAUCUUCGCGCGACCGCAUCCUGUUCGCUGGAGCCAACACAGCUGCCCCACUACUGGCGUGGACCGACAAGGCGAACAAGGUGCUGAAAGUGAACAUCAUCGGCUCCAAGGCUGUAUCGACCUUCAACACGCCAGGGGACGAAGUAGUAGAGCGCAUCGUCCUGCAUGCUCCCAACCACAUCAACUCGCUCGCCCAUUUCCUCGUCGAAUACCAAACCGCCGUCGGUCAUUCCGCCCAAGUCUACCACGUCGACCUCAACAAGCAAACCAUCUCCAAAGCCUACAGCCUCCCAGAGCUUAAGGCCAAGGGAACAUUUGCUACAAGCACAUCCGACGCCAACGUCUACUUCACCAGGCUUACCGAAGACGAAGUCACUGUCUUCUCUUCUGUCUCGCACGGCGUAUUAGGUCGCUGGAACGUCAGGGGCUCUCCGGCACUUGCCGGCGCCUACCCUGUGCAUGGUCAGUCUGAGGUUGUCCUGAAGUCUGGCGUCGCUAGCGCUGUACGGUCCGCUGUCCUGUACUCCAACGGACAGUGGGCACUCCUGCGAAACGAUGAAAUCGCCUGGACCCGGCCCGAGUUUUUGUCGGGCACUGUCUCUGCAGUCUGGGCCGGCCUUCCCGAGGAGGAGGCCUUGGCACAAGCACUUGCCGAUGAGAGCCACCGUAACCUCGUCUCCGCUUACAUCCACCGUGUGCAGAGGCAUAUCGAAGAUCUGAAGUACUUCCCAGAAUGGGCGCAGAAUAUUCCCCAGCGCAUUCUGGGUAGCGUUGUUGGCAAGCCCAAGGAAACCACAGUCGACGAUAUACAACAAGAUACCUUUGGCUUCCACAAACUGGUUGUCGUCGCCACCAAGACGGGUCGCAUCGCUGCCCUCGAUGUUGGAUCGCGGGGCAAGGUCAUGUGGAACAUGGAUCUUGGCCAGUUUGCGCCUGAUACAAGCUUCCAAAAUCCGACUCUGAAGGCACACAGUGGCUACGUUGAAGUGAGGGAUGCCAGCUUCCAGGGCUCGCUGUUCAUCAAUUCGACGACUGGUGGCCUUAUUUCUCCCGACAAGAUCAAGGUUGAGGCUCCCCUCGUUGCCAAGGGACAAGAGCUUGUUUCUUUUACCUUGGUUGAUGAUACUCUGAAAGGCUAUCUGGAAAGUAAGCCUGGUUCCGAACCAGUAUGGAGUUUCACGCCACCUGUUGGAGAGAAGAUCGCUAGCUACGUCGCCCGACCAGUCAAGGAUCCCGUUGCGUCUAUUGGCAAAGUGCUAGGAGACAGGAGGGUACUAUACAAGUACCUGAACCCCAACCUUGUCCUAGUUACGGCAGUCGUUGAAUCUGCGCGGUCCGCUUCCAUCUACUUGAUUGACUCUGCAUCCGGACAAGUACUACACACCAUGUCACAUAACGACGUUGAUACCACGAGACCCAUACCAGCGACCGUCUCAGAGAAUUGGUUUGCGUACGCGCUGACUAUCGAUGCUGCAUCUGGUGCUUCAUCUCGUGGCUACCAGCUUGUCGUUUCUGAUCUUUACGAAUCUCCUCUCCCUGACGACAGAGGACCAUUGGGCGCUACAUCUAACUCUUCCACUGUGCAACCCUCUGGCUCGAAUGGAGAUGCCGCCAAGCCUUACGUGAUAUCUCAGAGUUAUCAGGUAUCAACAGAGAUUACACACAUGAGUGUUACGCAGACCAGACAGGGCAUCACCAGUCGCGAACUCCUUGUAACUGUACCUGCAGUCAACGCUAUCAUUGGUAUUCCACGGACGGUCAUUGAUCCUCGCCGACCAGUCGGGCGUGACCCCACUGCGCAAGAAGCUUCUGAAGGUCUCGUCAAGUAUACGCCUGUCAUCAACUUCGACCCGAAAUGGCACCUUACCCACAAGUAUGAGGUUCUGGGUAUCGAGAACAUCAUCACGAGCGAGAGCGGAAUUGAAAGCACUAGUCUGGUCUUUGCCUAUGGCUUGGACAUCUUCGGUACACGAGUUGCACCCAGUUUUGCCUUUGAUAUCUUGGGCAAGGGCUUUAACAAGAUUUCCAUGCUUCUUACUGUGGUUGGAUUGUUUGUUGGAGUCUUGUUUGUCGCGCCUUUGGUCAAGCGAAAGCAGAUCAACACCAUGUGGACAAUGUGA
Alternaria burnsii is the source of this 2811-nucleotide messenger RNA. RefSeq lists its product as uncharacterized. Bases 1 to 2811 code for a protein of 936 amino acids. Gene Ontology annotation, cellular component: EMC complex. Lineage: Eukaryota; Fungi; Ascomycota; Dothideomycetes; Pleosporales; Pleosporaceae. The transcript has 3 exons. Gene Ontology annotation, molecular function: protein binding. The record is from RefSeq and is a predicted model, not a curated record. Gene Ontology annotation, biological process: protein folding in endoplasmic reticulum.